GGCAAAGUUAAAAUUAUCAACGCUUUUUGACUCGUAUUUUUAUAGCUAAAACUCGCACAAUGCCUUCUGAAGUUCGUACGAACAAAUCCAGGUACCCACCAGGAUGGGUCCAAUCAGUUCUGAGAUGUACGUACAAUGAUGGUGGAGAAAUUAGAAAAGGUCUAGACGAGCUCCUCGGGGAGAAGGGCUAUAUCCUCAAACACCGCACAGGAAGAUGGGUGAUCUGGGCGCCUAGGAAGUUGACUACUGUUGAUGAAACCGAACUCGAAAAAUCCGCACACGUACAUUAUCAGAAUUAAUGUUGUUCAAACGGGCCAAGUCCUCCUGUAGGUGGUAGUUAAUUAACUAGACAAGAAGCUGGAUCAAUAACAGGAUUAACUUGAAAUAUGUCAG
Messenger RNA from Daldinia decipiens, 393 nucleotides. RefSeq lists its product as uncharacterized. The coding region runs from base 60 to 299 and encodes 79 amino acids. NCBI's taxonomy places the organism in Eukaryota, Fungi, Ascomycota, Sordariomycetes, Xylariales, Hypoxylaceae. The record is from RefSeq and is a predicted model, not a curated record. The transcript has 4 exons.